UCUCACUUAAGCCUAAUUAACCUCGCUUUAGGCUAAUUAACCCUAAGGAUUCAUCGAAAUUUAUAGGUGUCCGUGGAAGUCAUGGUUUUUCUAAAGACUUCGUGUUCUUCUCGUUGGCUUGUAACGCGGCGGACGUGGAUGCCAUGCUCUCGACUCCUGCGAUGGGAGGGGUCAAGAAGUACUCUCGUUGCGUUUCCAAAGCCGGAGCUGUGGGCCCACGAUCCGGGCCCCGUGCAGCCGCUGGUCUCUCGAGGCCUUGUGCGACUAUUGUGCGCAAGAUUUCGCCUCAUCGUUCGCCACUCGGAUCCGUCUCUGGUGAGUGAGCUCGAUCGCAACUCCGACUGCAUCAUUCUGUAAUGGCAACUCGUGGUUGAUGCAAUUUGACUGAUCGAUUUGAUUUCGAAUUUGCUGUACGCGCGAGGCGAUUGGAGAACUCAUUGCGUGAAUUUGAGAGCAUUGGGCGAGCAUCAGGUGAAUUUGGUGCGUGGGAUGCAAUACGGCGACCGCCGUGGGGGCCACGGCUGUGAUGAAUCCGCUCAGCUGGCGGGUGGAAUCAGCUGCUGGUUCUCGCAGUCAUGUGGAUGUAAGGCAGAGGCUUGUGCCGCGAUCGCAACUGAGUUUUCUCCCUUCCUACUUCGCCAGGAUGCAAGGGACUCGCUCCCUCCAGUCUUCCAAGAACUUCGAGUUCGGAGGUGCUGAGCUUUUGAGGUGGAAGAAGGCCCUCUUCUCGACAACUUUGCUUGUGCCUGCGCUUUCUACUUCUCGGAGUGCGGUGAGAUUCCAGAUACGUUCCAAUUCAAGUGACACCAAACAGGCCACGAACUUUUGAUAAAUAAAUCAUGGCAAGCGUGACAUGGUUCACGAAUGCAACGGAGAGGAACACGAACGCGUUAUAAGAACCUUCCAUUUAAUUCCACUGAUAACUUCUGACGAAUCCUCGCACACGGUAUGCGAGGAUGAGGGAUAACUAGCCCUUUAC
Molecule: messenger RNA, 979 nt
Organism: Marchantia polymorpha subsp. ruderalis
Lineage: Eukaryota; Viridiplantae; Streptophyta; Marchantiopsida; Marchantiales; Marchantiaceae
Source: the annotation of a GenBank genome assembly